AUGAAUCUGGAAAUUCUAGUGGAGUCAGUAGCGCGCGAGCAAGAUGGUCGCGUUGUUGGUGUGCCGAAGAGAUUUUGGUGUGGAGAAUUGGUUGUCUCCUUGAUGUCAAAGUCAACCGCAAAUUCUUACAGAAGAUACUUUCAGUGUGCUUUUGCGGCGGAGAAAAGGGCAUUGUUGGAUGAGGUUGAAGCAUUGUCAUUUAGGAUAGGAAAUCUUGAACAAACAAUUCUUGCUGAGCGUGUUGAAGAAGCGAUGAAGAAGUUUGAAGAGCUUGAAUUGAAGUUAGAGACUGAGAUUUGUGCAAGAAUGGAAGAUGUUGUGAGUGAAGCCAAAUGCGAGGUGAAGAAAGCGCUUGUGCUUGUUGUUUUAGGAUGUUUGAACAUGUUUGUGUUGUCUAAGGUAAUAUAG
This is a messenger RNA of Brassica napus (rape), 408 nucleotides long. RefSeq lists its product as uncharacterized. NCBI's taxonomy places the organism in Eukaryota, Viridiplantae, Streptophyta, Magnoliopsida, Brassicales, Brassicaceae. The record is from RefSeq and is a predicted model, not a curated record. The transcript has 2 exons. The coding region runs from base 1 to 408 and encodes 135 amino acids.